This is a messenger RNA of Microcebus murinus (gray mouse lemur), 2444 nucleotides long. Lineage: Eukaryota; Metazoa; Chordata; Mammalia; Primates; Cheirogaleidae. The record is from RefSeq and is a predicted model, not a curated record.
GCAUAUUUAGAAAAGAGUUGCUGCACUGAAUUUAACCAAGACUUUUCAAGAUCGAGGUCUGUUCUGAUGGUCUGCUUAACUGGCUGGGGGCGUCCAGCCACUAUCUCUCCUGUCUGAGCUCCUGGGGGCAGUUUUGUCACCCUCUCUGUUCCUGUUCUGACAAAACUCAAGUGAUGGUGCAGCAGCAUUUCAGCGUGUCUGUCCCUGUGCCCACAUAUUUGGACAUCUACCAGCCAGAAACGAUGGCUUAGAUUUGGUUUCUGUGGGUGGAUUACAGUCCCUGGAACUUCCCUGUCCUUGCUGGGGCUGUGGAGUGGGAGGGGAAGAGAUGGGACACUCUCAGAUAUUCCCUGGGAUCCUCCAAGUGUCUUCGUGCAAGUUAGGCUAAUGAUAAGUUUGACGAUAAAAAAGGGAGAGGGAACUAUGUUUUAUAGCAAGACACUGUGCCGGGCACAUUGCACGAAUUGUAUGGCCUUCGUGGCAAUUCUUUUUGGUAGGUACUAUUAUUAUUUUCCAUUUGCAGGUGAGACCCAGAAAGGUUAAAUCACUUGCUGGGGCCACACAGGUGGUAAAUGACAAAGCCCGAUUCACCCCCAGGUCCCUCUGACCUCCAAGGUUUCUGUAUCACCGGCUCUCCUAAGGAGUUUGCCUGUAGACGCCUUGGCUCUAGGGGUCAAACAGACUCCGUGUCAGGUGGGCACAGGUUUGAGUCUCAGCUCUGUGACUCCCAACUGUGACUAGGUAGCCGAACUGACCAAAGCCACCUGGUCAAAGGCCGGACAGGAUGGGGAAGGGCCCUUGAAGGCACAGGGGCAUGUAGGCGGGAGAUGAGAACACCUGGAAACAGAAAUGCUGUCUCCAAAACCGCCCGGUGGGGAAGCAGGUUGCCUUGUGGGCCAUGAGUGAGAUUUGUUCUGGGGGCCACGCACUGCUAUGUGCAGGUUAUUUAGUUACAUCUCUCAACCCUUCCAUCCCAUUUUAUAGGAGACAACCAAGACCCGUGUUAAAUCACACAGCCUGCAAGUGGAGGAGACAGAAUUUGAACCCAGCCCUGACUUCCUCUCCUAGGGAAGGGGCCGCCCGGAGAGGCCAGGACAGAGGAAGCAGGGCCCUUCCUUCCCCAAGGACUCAGUGUCUUCCAGAGGCAGAAUGUCAGACGGGGUGGGCACGUACCGCGUGGUCCCUGAAGAGGAACAGGAGCUCCGUGCCCAACUGGAGCAGCUCACGACCAAGGACCACGGGCCUGUCUUUGGCCAGUGCAGCCAACUGCCCCGCCACACCUUGCAGAAGGCCAAGGACGAGCUGAACGAAAGGGAGGAGACUCGCGCGCAGGCGGUGCAAGAGCUGCGGGAGCUGGUGCAGGAGCAGGCGGCCUCUGGGGAGGAGCUGGCAGUGGCCGUGGCCGAGAGGGUGCGGGACAAGGACAGUGCCUUCCUCCUGCGCUUCAUCCGCGCCCGGAAAUUCAACGUGGGCCGAGCCUACGAGCUGCUCAGAGGCUACGUGAACUUCCGGCUGCAGUACCCUGAGCUCUUCGACAGCCUGUCCCUGGAGGCUGUCCGCUGCACCAUCGAGGCCGGCUACCCUGGUGUCCUCUCCACCCGGGACAAGUAUGGCCGAGUGGUCAUGCUCUUCAACAUUGAGAACUGGCAAAGUGAGGAAAUCACCUUCGAUGAGAUCUUGCAGGCCUACUGCUUCAUCCUGGAGAAGCUUCUGGAGAACGAGGAAACGCAGAUCAACGGCUUCUGCAUCAUCGAGAACUUCAAGGGCUUCACCAUGCAGCAGGCCGCCGCGCUCCGGCCCUCGGACCUCAGGAAGAUGGUGGACAUGCUCCAGGAUUCCUUCCCAGCCCGGUUCAAAGCCAUCCACUUCAUCUACCAGCCGUGGUACUUCACCACCACCUACAACGUGGUCAAGCCCUUCUUGAAGAGCAAGCUGCUCCAGAGGGAGAUUGACGAGAACAUCCUGCCCUGUGACUUUGGGGGCACCCUGCCCAAGUAUGACGGCAAAAUCGUUGCUGAGCAGCUCUUUGGGCCCCAGGCCGAAUCUGAGAACACAGCCUUCUGAGGACAUCUCCCGCCGCCUGAGCUGUAGUUAGCACCCCCGGCCUCUCCUCCGUUGCCCUGGCCCCACGCCAGGAAGGGGCUGCCGAGGUGGUGACUGUGCUUCCCCUCAACCUCCCUAAGCUCCAAUGAGCCCAGGUGUCACCCUCCUGCCAAGUUGGAGGUGCAAUAAAGAAGCGGAAAUUCCCUUGAACAAGAAUUGGGGGCAGUUGCUAAUAUAUUCCCGCCUGCCCUUAAUGCUUUAAGAUGGUGACUUUUGUGCAAGAUAGAAUUUUAAAGACUCUAAUUAGGCUCCUCAAUAAUUUCCUUUGCUGGCCAGGCACAAUGGCUCAGGCCUAUAAUCCUAGCACUCUGGGAAGCUGAGGCAGGAGGAUUUGCUUGAGG